ACUAUUAAACAGUACCAGAAGAAGAAGCCUCAAUAAAGUGAAAGUAAAAGCACUUAACAUCGUAUAAAUAGACCCCGUCUCGCAGGAUUCAAAACCAGCAAAUGCCUUCCUUCACAUCUUAUGUAAGUGAGCUGCUACCCUUGGCUGCCUGCUGUCGCUCCCUCUCCUUCUUUUUCUUAUUUCUCUUUUUACAGGGCAUUGCACUGCAACCACCAAGUAAUCAAAAUUUAUGAAAAGCAGAAAAGCCUGUAAAAUGAGUGCGAAUGAGGAGAAAGAGCAGCAGGUUUCUGUUAACACCCAGAGAACAGCAUCUCCAGGGCCCAGCUGUAUGUCUAUGAAGAGCAACAACUCCAUUGGUCUGCCCCCUGGUCUCAGUGAUGGACCUCCUGUGACCUCUGACCCUGUUAUCAGCAGCAGGACUAGAAAGAGAGCAGCAUCUCUAAUAUCUAGCUGUGCGUCUGUGAAGAGUAGCAACUCCAUGCAUCUGCCCCCUGAUCUCAGUGAUGGACCUGCUGUGACCUCUGACCCUGUUAUCAGCAGCAGAAAGAGGACUAGAAAGAGGACUAGAAAGAGAGCAGCAUCUCUAAUAUCUAGCUGUGCAUCUGUAAAGAGUAACAACUCCGUUGGUCUGCCCCCUGAUCUCAGUGAUGGACCUGCUGUGACCUCUGACCCUGUCAGAAAGAGGACUAGAAAGAGAGCAGCAUCUCUAAUAUCUAGCUGUGCAUCUGUGAAGAGUAACAACUCCGUUGGCCUGCCCCCUGAUCUCAGUGAUGGACCUGCUGUGACCUCUGACCCUGUUGGUUGGAGAGCUGACCAGAUCAGUCAUCAUGACACACAAGCAGAUCUGCAGCUCGAUUCUCACCAAACAGUGCAUGAUGAUCUUCAGAGAGUCAAAGACCAGCACAAAACCAGUAUGAAGAACAGGUAUGAGAGCUUAUUUGAGGGAAUCAAACUACAAGAGAAUCAAACCCUCCUGAACAGGAUUUACACACAGCUGUACAUCAUAGAGGGAGAGAGUGAAGGAGUGAAUGAAGAACAUGAGGUGCUACAGAUGGAGAAAAGUUACAGGACACUCCAAGACACUCCAAUCAACUGCAAUGACAUCUUUAAUCCUUCACCUGAACCAGGAUAUGAGGAGAAGAGAAGAGAGAAGAAUGACAAAAUAAAGACUGUUCUUACUAAAGGCAUCGCUGGAAUUGGAAAAACCGUCUCUGUGCAGAAGUUCAUUCUGGACUGGGCCGAGGAAAGAGCCAAUCAGGAUGUAGAUUUCAUGUUUGUGCUUCCAUUUCGAGAGCUGAACUUGAUUAAAGAUCAUCAGUUCAGUCUUCACAGACUUCUGCUUGACCUUCAUUCUGAACUUCAUGGUCUGGAUUCAAAGAUUUAUGAUGCAUGUAAAGUUGUGUUCAUCUUUGAUGGUCUGGAUGAAAGCAGAAUUUCACUGAUGUUUACAGACUGUCAGAAAGUUUCUGAUGUGACUGAGGUUUCUUCAGUGAGUCUGUUAAUGUCGAACCUCAUGAAAGGAGAUCUGCUUCCCUCUGCUCUCAUCUGGAUCACCACCAGACCAGCAGCAGCCAAUCAGAUCCCCUCCAACUACAUCAGCCGUGUGACAGAGAUUCAAGGAUUCAAUGACCCUCAGAAGGAGGAAUAUUUCAGGAAGAGAAUCAGUGACGAGCAUCAAGCCAGCAGAAUCAUCUCACACAUCAGAAGAGCAAGAAGCCUCCACAUCAUGUGCCACAUACCCGUCUUCUGCUGGAUCUCAGCCACUGUGCUUCAAAACAUCCUGAAACAAGAUCUCAGUGCAGAAAUCCCUCAAACUCUGACUGAAAUGUACAUCUACUUCCUGCUUAUUCAAACAAAUAUGAGGAACCAGAAAUAUGAAGAGAGAGGUUCAGGGAAACCCCUGCAGUCCAACAGAGAAGUGAUUGUGAAACUGGCUGAACUGGCUUUCAAUCAGCUGAUGAAGGGCAAUGUGAUGUUUUAUGAGGAGGACCUGAGAGAGAGCGGCAUAGACGUCACUGAUGCCUCAGUGUAUUCUGGGAUUUGCACUCAGAUCUUUAGGGUGGAAUCUGUGAUUUAUCAGAGGAAGGUUUACAGCUUUGUACAUCUGAGCUUUCAGGAGUUUUUUGCAGCACUGUAUGUGUUUUACUGUUAUUUACACAAGAACAGUGAGGUUCUGAAAAUGUUCCUGACAGAAAAGUCCAGAACUCAGAGUAAGAAUGUUUCUCUGGAUGUGUUUCUGAAGGGAGCAAUGAAUAAAGCCUUGGAGAGUAAAACUGGACACCUGGAUCUUUUCCUUCGGUUUCUUCAUGGCUUCUCACUGGAGUCCAAUCAGAGACUCUUACAGGAUGUGCUGAUACACACAAGGAGGAACCCAAAGAGCAUCAAGAAAAUAAUCCAAAACCUCAAACGAGGUCAAAAACAUGAUGUUAGUCCUGACAGAUGGAUAAAUCUGACACACUGCUUGAUUGAGAUGAAGGAUAAUUCUGUUGUUAAAGAAAUGCAGGCGUUUUUAAACUCUAAAACAAAAAUAAAAUAUCUUUCUCUUGCACAAUGCUCAACUUUGGCAAACAUCAUCCUGAUGUCAGAGGAGGUGCUGGAUGAGUUUGAUCUUACAAAAUACACAACCAAAUCAAAAGAUGGGAGAUGGAGACUGUUACCUGCUGUGAGGAACUGCAGAAAAGCUCUAUUGACAGGCUGUAAUCUCACUGAUCAUCACUGUGAAACUCUGGCUUCAACUCUACAAUCAUCAAACUCACUAAAAGAGAUGAACAUGAGUAAUAAUGACCUUCAGGAUUCAGGAAUGAAGCUACUCUGUGUUGGACUGAAGAGUCCAAACUGUCAACUCAACAUACUGAGAUUGGCCAUCUGCAAACUCACUGAUCAGUGCUGUAAAACUGUUGCUUCAGUUUUACAAUCACCAAACUCACUGAGAGAGCUCGACCUGAGUAAGAAUGACCUGCAGGAUUCAGGUGUGGAGCUGCUCUGUGUUGGACUGAAGAGUCCAAACUGUCAACUCAACAUACUGAGAUUGGCCAUCUGCAAACUCACUGAUCAGUGCUGUAAAACUGUUGCUUCAGUUUUACAAUCACCAAACUCACUGAGAGAGCUCGACCUGAGUAAGAAUGACCUGCAGGAUUCAGGAGUGGAGCUGCUCUGUGCUGGACUGAAGAAUCCAAACUGUCAACUCAACAUGCUGAGGUUUGGCUUUCACACUGAUUCAGAUUUUAAUUAAAAAAAUAAAAAAUCC
Messenger RNA from Carassius auratus (goldfish), 3247 nucleotides. RefSeq names its product NACHT, LRR and PYD domains-containing protein 3-like. The coding region runs from base 230 to 3232 and encodes 1000 amino acids. NCBI's taxonomy places the organism in Eukaryota, Metazoa, Chordata, Actinopteri, Cypriniformes, Cyprinidae. The transcript has 10 exons. The record is from RefSeq and is a predicted model, not a curated record. Gene Ontology annotation, molecular function: protein binding.